AUGCCGAACACAAACCAUAAAACAGACCUGUCACCGGCUUUAGCCCCUGAAUGCCGAGCACUCCCUGCCUCAUGGUAUCGGAGGGAUGAGAUGUAUCAACUAGAGCGCCGAGCAAUCUUCUCAAAGAGAUGGCUGCUUGUCACUCACAAGUUACGCUUCAAUAAGCUGGGAGACUUCAUACGCUUCGAACAGGCGGGAUAUGCGUUCGUGCUAUGCAUGGAUAAAGACGGAACUAUCAAUGGCUUCCACAAUAUCUGUCGGCAUAGGGCUUUCCCCGUGGUCACAGAAGACACCGGAAACGCGAGGAUAUUCUCGUGCAAAUACCAUGGCUGGUCGUAUGGGUUGAAUGGCCAACUUGCCAAGGCCCCUCGCUUUGAGUCUGUGCCUGGCUUCAAUAAAGCAAACCACAGCCUAUUCCCUAUCCAUGUGCAGGUGGACUUACUGGGCUUCGUCUGGGUCAAUCUCGAUGCAUCGCCAGUGCCUGAAAUAAAAUGGGAGGACGAUUUUGACGGAGUUGACAGGCAGGAACGAUUUCAGUUUUACGACUUUUCGAAGUAUGAUUUUGAUCACGUCUGGGCCAUGCAAGGAAAUUACAACUGGAAGACACUGGCCGACAAUUACAAUGAAUGUUACCAUUGUCAGGUUGCACACCCGGACGUCAGUAAGUUGGCCGACUUGGCAUUCUACUAUACAGUCUCGAAACCCGGCUACAUUCAGCACUUUUCGCGGCCCAAAAAGGGCAAAGAGGACGACGAUAUCAAAAAUGUUAGCACCUAUUAUUUUCCGAACGCCUGUAUGACGGUCACGCCUCAUUUUUUCUACAUGAUGCGAUGCGUCCCAACAUCAGCGACGACGUGUUCUAUGGAGUAUGAGGUUUAUCGCCACAAGGAUGCCACAAACGAGGAGUUCGAACACAUCGAUUCCUUCUUUAAACGAGUUCUCGGAGAAGACAAGUACUUGUGCGAUGCAGUCCAGAGAAAUCUGAACGCCGGUGUCUUCACCAACGGAGAGCUACACCCUGAUUUAGAAAGCGCGCCAAUUUUCUUCCAAAAUACCGUGAGACAGCUUGUGAUCGACCAUCGCAGGAAAGAGGACGACAAAGGAGAGGAGUUGUGGCCAGCUCGUCGUUUCUUACCUCAUUCAGGAGCCACGAAUGACGACGGUGCGUUCUGUGAUGGAUUAGCUUGCAAGGCUUCUCAGGAGAUGGAAACAGAGUGGUGA
This is a messenger RNA of Exophiala oligosperma, 1221 nucleotides long. RefSeq lists its product as uncharacterized. Lineage: Eukaryota; Fungi; Ascomycota; Eurotiomycetes; Chaetothyriales; Herpotrichiellaceae. The coding region runs from base 1 to 1221 and encodes 406 amino acids. Gene Ontology annotation, molecular function: iron ion binding; 2 iron, 2 sulfur cluster binding. The transcript is spliced from 2 exons. The record is from RefSeq and is a predicted model, not a curated record.